Messenger RNA from Soboliphyme baturini, 402 nucleotides. Lineage: Eukaryota; Metazoa; Nematoda; Enoplea; Dioctophymatida; Soboliphymatidae. The record is from the annotation of a GenBank genome assembly.
AUGAAGAGGGAGGAGGAAGGUGAGCGUUUGCGCGUCGAUUUGGCUGAGCCGCGCGCUGCUUUCGACGCCUGUGUGAUGAGUGUUUUACAUCUACAAGAAGGUUCAAACCGUUCUACCAAGAAAUCUGACUUCCAGAAGCUUAAGAUCUGCAAGAAAAAGUUAUGCGUCGCCUGCUGGAAUUUACGGACGUUGAACAGUGAUGGCAAACUUGACGUUGUCACUCUCGCCGCAGAGGGAGACAAGUUGGACAUUUUGGGACUCCCAGAGAUUUACUUAUCAGACCGAGCAAUUCAGCACCUGAAGAUGGAAGGCAGUUCUACUGGUCUGGUAGCGAGGAUUCUCGCCGCGAAGCUGAAGCUGCAGUUCUGCUGCCUUCCUUUCUUCGAGCGGAGAACGCUUUGA